AUGAAAGUGUCAGAUGACCAAUGUAAAGACAAAGAAAACAUUUUUGAAUCUGAAAGGGGAAAAACCUACACGAACAACAAAUGGCCUUGGUGGAGGUCCAGGUUCUUUUGCUGGCUGCUGGGCGCUGAUAUGGUUAAUCCUGAGGAUCUCCCGCAGAUAAAACAGUUCCUUCCAGCAGAAUUAGAAAACCACAAGUUCUGGAUUGGCGGUCACAAUGCAGACGAGUCACAGAAGUUUCCAGUCUGGAAGUCCGUCUACGGCAAAAGAAUCUGGAGCGACCAGGCCAACUUCACCUCGAUUCCCAGAGACUCGCCUAAGGCCAACUGCCUGGCGGCUGACGGCAACGACGAGCACCGUUUCCAAGCGCUCGAUUGCGAAGACAAGAUUAUGACUGUGUGCCAACAGCGAUACAAGGACUGAGAUCUUUUCGCUUACAUGUCAUUGUCGGAGACAUGUUGCCAACAUCUUGUUUCAUUGAUAUGAAAUAAAGAGAACUGAAGCUCUGUGAA
Macrobrachium nipponense is the source of this 509-nucleotide messenger RNA. RefSeq lists its product as uncharacterized. The transcript is spliced from 3 exons. Lineage: Eukaryota; Metazoa; Arthropoda; Malacostraca; Decapoda; Palaemonidae. The coding region runs from base 1 to 420 and encodes 139 amino acids. The record is from RefSeq and is a predicted model, not a curated record.